CACGGAAAAGUCUAAACAGUUGACUUUGUCUAGCGGUGAGAUGGCUACUGAACUGGUACUUAGCUCCAGCGAAAUACGCGGAUUGUGCCAGCGAUACUUACAUCAGGAUGUUCGCAGUUUGGAUACGGGUUUCGAUAUAAUUAGCUAUCAACUGAAGCCCACGUCCGAUGCCCCUGCUGGAUAUCUGGGAAGUCACUUUUUCCUCCAUGUCACCGUGCAACUUCACGAUCCCGAGGAACGCAAAAACCUGACCUUCUUCUCGAAGGCAGCCCCUGAGGGCAAUGGACCACGAAUGGAGUAUUUGGAGGAUUUCGGAGUGUUCCAGAAGGAGAUUUCCGUCUACAGGGAUGUACUACCCGAGCUCCAGGAGGCCUGCGCCCCCGUAGCCCCCAAAUGCUAUUACGCGGAUAAGAACCUGUUGGUGUUCGAGAAUCUGGCGGAUCAGGGCUACCGCAUGGGCACCGGUCGUGAUGGACUGUUCAACUACCGGCAGUUGCAGUGUUGCCUCAAGACCCUAGCUGCCAUGCAUGCCGGAUCCAUUAUCCAGGAGCAAAGAACUGGGAAAAAGCUACCCGAAUCCCAUCCAAAGGCUGUGGUGGAAAAUGCCUAUCCUAGCGGAGUGAAGCCAAACCAUGUUAGGAUGGUAAACUUUAUUAACGCCUGCAAUGUGCUGAAGGAGUUUAUCAAACAGAUACCCAAAUAUGAGUCCAAGUUGGAUUAUAUUCUGGAUAACUUUACCCAGAAGAUGUCGUUUAUUUUCGAGGCUGUCAAAACUUCAAAUGUGUACCAGAACACCCUGAUCCAUGGCGAUUUGUGGGCCAAUAAUAUUAUGUUCCAAUACGGAAAAUAUGGCGACACUCCAUUCCAGUGCCGAAUAGUUGAUUUCCAACUGGCUAGGUAUGCUCCACCAGCCCUGGAUGUUUUGACAGUCCUCACCAUACCCACCUCCAAGCAGUUCCGGGAUCAACAUCUCAAUGAAUUACUGGCACAAUACUAUAGUUUUAUGAGCGAGUUUCUCAAGCGGGCCGAUUUGGAUAUUGCCCGAUUCAUCCCAGAAAAGAGUUUCUACGAAUCCGUGGAGGAGUUCCGCAGUAUUGGCCUGAUCGAGAGCUGUCUCUUCUGCCACCUGGUGAUUCUCCCGCCGUCUUUUACUCAAAAGCUAACCAGUUCCGCCGAUGGCUUCAGUGACUUCUUCAGCAAUCGGCGCAUCGAGAUCUGUCUGGAGGCCUUUAACUCCGACGAGCUCUACAGAAAUCGGUUGGUGGACAUGAUUCAGGACUUUGUGGAUAACUUUGUUUUAAAAGAGGUUCAGUAAAUGUUGUUAAAUAAUAAUAUUUGUUUUUUUUUUUUAUAAUUUUUUAUAAUUAAGCACCUUGAAUGUAUAUCAAAAUAGGUUUAAAAUGUAAAUAAAAUAAAAACUGCAAAGGUAAUGAA
Molecule: messenger RNA, 1434 nt
Organism: Drosophila ananassae
Lineage: Eukaryota; Metazoa; Arthropoda; Insecta; Diptera; Drosophilidae
Exons: 1
Coding region: 41-1315 (424 amino acids)
Source: RefSeq, a predicted model, not a curated record